AUGGCGUGCUCGCUCUUCUCCAUCUCUACAGUAUCCUUUCUUUUGCUCUCUCUGAUUUCAGCGUUACCCGUUCUGGCGUCCGGCGUGUUCGUCUCGGUUGAACUAGCAGCACAACUCCCACUUGUCGCACGCAUCGGCGAGACCUACUUGUGGACCAUUUCGAACAAUACAUUUGGCGGCUGCAGCGAUGUGCUGACUUUCUCGACGUCGAGCUUGCCUCCCUGGUUAUCUUUCGACCGUGACUCGACCACAUUCUACGGGAAACCGACGGCGGACGACGGAAACAGUUCGGACAUUGACAUCACAGUGACUGCUCGAGGCUGCGGUUCCUCUGCUUCUUCAUCUUUCACCCUUUUUCUUACAUCCAACCCGGCGCCUACUCUUAACACUCCAGUAGCAUCACAGUUUCGCACGCCUAAUCCUUCGCUAUCAUCCGUAUUUGAAAUUAACGCGACUUCUGCACUAGCGACUCAGAAUCCUGCCCUACGGAUCCCGCCAAGAUGGUCUUUCAGCAUCGGUUUUCAGGGAAACACAUUCACUUCCUCAAACCGCCUGUACUACGCGUUGUUGCAAGCCGACGGCUCGCCUAUCCCUUCUUGGAUGCGCUAUAGCUCCCAGGAAUUUACUCUCGGAGGCGUUACUCCGGUAAGGGAAUCUGUGCCUAUACCUUCGACAUACAGUCUGGUCCUGCAUGCAUCAGAUGAAGAAGGGACAACAGCACUGCAGCAACCAUUCGAUAUUGUCUUGGCUGAUCACGACGUCUCUUUAUCUCGUUCAGUUCUCCCCACCAUCAAUGUCACUGCCGGCUCACCUUUCAGCCUAGCUCUAAACUCGUCGCUUGAUUUUUCGGGUGUUUUAGUAGAUGGUGAACCAUUCCAACCCGAAUACCUCUCCGACUUGCUGGUCGAUACGUCUUGCUGUGCAUGGUUAUCGUAUGACCAGAAGACGAGGCAUCUGUCUGGAAAUUCGGCUUCGGACUCUCUGAGCCGCGAACCAGUUCUUCUCGUCAAGCUCGUCACCAUCUUCAACGAAACAAUCCAGACGAACGUUUCCAUGGCACUAGUUCCUUCUUAUUUUUCUACAGACACAAUACCGCCUAUCGUGGUCGGUGGAGAUGGACACUUGCAAUUCGAUCUAAAGCCUUAUAUCUCUAACACCAGCGAAUCGAAUGACGUCGAUUUGAGCGCUUCCUAUGAUCCCAGUGAGGCCGGUAACACAAUGUACUUCGAUGGUCAAACUGUUAUGCUGAAUGGUACCAUUCCGAGCACUUUUUCCAAGAAGCCCAUUAACGUCACCUUCGCCGCGUAUUCCCGUACUACACAUUCGACUUCGCACACGAGUGUUUCCAUCACUCUGGCUCCUUCUGGUCACAAAUCGGAGGACUUUGAUGGCUCAGGUCGCCAUGGCAGUCUCUCUGGUCCAGCUCACGCUAAGCUUGUACUGGGAUUGAGCAUAGCGUUCGGGGUAGUUGGUGGGAUGCUUGGCCUCGGAAUCCUUCUAGCGUUAUUCAGGCGCUGCGCGCGAGUUGAAGAUACUGCUUUGGGAGGCCAAGUAGGUCAGCAAGCCUGGUCUGAAAAGGACCGUAAGUGGUACGGCGUCGAAGAAGGAAAAGGAUACGGAUAUUCGGAGAAAUCACCAGAGCAUACUCGAAGCCCUCUCAACUACGGGAAUCUUGGUCUGCAUCGUGUGUUGGAAAGAAGUCACUCUGAUCUGCCGUCCACUUCCACCAGCGCUGGCACACAGAGUCCCGGAGUAAUGAGCAAACGAGAAUUUAUCACGAGGAUUCGCGAAACCGUACGAACCGUCAGUGACAAAUACGCUCGAUCAUGGCGAGCCCCUCAAGCCAUCAGUCUGAACCGGCCAGUCAUUGGAAAACCGAUAUUGAUCACUCCGGCUCCAGUUACUGGUUCCCCUCCUGAUCCUUUCAGCGACCUCAACUCUGGUCCUGGGAGCAGUUUCUUGACAAGAACGUCGUCGUCGUCUGAUGAUGGCUCUAUUCCACAACGAAGAACUGAUUGUUUGACUCGUCCUCCGCCUGUUGUUCAUUUUGAGGAUAGUCGAAACGAAUCCAGGGAAUCCAUCUCAUCGGUUGUCGCGCAUGCAGCCGAAGCUGUUGUGCAGACGGCGUCCAGGGCCAGCAUACGAAGCGCCAUGUCUAUAUCUUCCGACCACCACGAACAUUUCCCGUCUCCCGCCGCUGUUCGACCUCGUCUUGUACCCUUCACUAGCGCGACUCGCGUCCCAGUUCCCAGUAUGUCCGUGACAUCUCCCGAUUCUCCAGAAAGCAUCUUUGAAGGCCCUCAGCGAGUCGUGAGCCAGAAGGCACUGGUGGAGAAGCAGGCACGGACAGCAGGGGUGAAGAAGAGCGGAAGCGUAGACGAACUCGCCAUUGGUAUUCACUAUGUGCAAGCGCUUGGCGCGGAAAAUCCUGUAAACACUGCUGGGUCAACGCUGACGGUUUCGACGAAUGUCCGAUCCUCAUUUUCUUCUCUAGAGUCUUCUCAUCAUGGGCAUCAAACGGGCGAAGUGGAGACGGUCAAAAUGGUAGCGAGAGUUGGAGAGCGGUUCAAAUUCCGCAUUGCUCUUGAAGCGACUUCUCCAGGAUCGUACGGUGGAUCCCGCAGAUUGCAAGCGAGACUGAUAUCUGGGAAGUCCUUGCCGAAGUUCUUGCAUGUUGACCUUAAUGGGAGACGAGGAUUGGCCGCCGUAGCAUUUUAUGGUGUGCCCAGCACUGCGGACAUCGGAGAGUUCGAUACGGGCGUGUAUGACGGGAAUGUUUGUGUAGGUCGACUGUACUUGGAGGUCAUUGGUCGGGGAUGA
Molecule: messenger RNA, 2820 nt
Organism: Desarmillaria tabescens
Lineage: Eukaryota; Fungi; Basidiomycota; Agaricomycetes; Agaricales; Physalacriaceae
Exons: 2
Coding region: 1-2820 (939 amino acids)
Cellular component (GO): membrane
Molecular function (GO): calcium ion binding
Source: RefSeq, a predicted model, not a curated record